Molecule: messenger RNA, 176 nt
Organism: Paramecium pentaurelia
Lineage: Eukaryota; Ciliophora; Oligohymenophorea; Peniculida; Parameciidae
Source: the annotation of a GenBank genome assembly
AUGAUUAAAUAAUAAACAAAGCAAAAAAAAAAGAAGCAUGUAACAUAAGCGUAUUUAUUUAAAAGGCAACUGGAUUACCCGUAACCAAUGGAACAUUCAAAUUAAAAAAAAGUAAAAUAUUUGUCCAAAAUCAAAAUAACAAAUUAGUAGAACUUCGUUACAACACUGUUCCUUGA